Cuscuta campestris is the source of this 1060-nucleotide messenger RNA. The record is from the annotation of a GenBank genome assembly. Lineage: Eukaryota; Viridiplantae; Streptophyta; Magnoliopsida; Solanales; Convolvulaceae.
AAUGAAAGUACGGAGUAUUUAACAGGCAAACAACUCGAUUGUCAUCAAAGAAGGUACUAGCAACGGUAACGACUGCUGAGGAGGAAAGCUUGGACGUGGAGGCCGUACUAAAAGAGUUCUUAUUUAAUAUUUAAUAAUAAAUAGAACGUCAAACUUAAUUUUACUUUGUUUUCGGGCUUGAAUCCAAGGAAAAACCUUCCAAAAGAACAAUGGUGCAAACCCGUAGCAACGCAAACCAAGUCACUGGAAAUCCCCCUCAGGUCGAGAGUAGUGCCAGCGGAGGUAGGCAUCCUCCCAUUAGUGUGAUGGAGGUGGAGGCCCUCAUCCAGCGGUUCGGGAUUACUGCUGAGCAACUCAAGAAGGGAGAGAAGGAGCGGCGUAAGGCGAUCGAAGACAAGGAGGCGAUCGAGUUGUGGAGGAUGUAUGAUCGCCUGGAGAAGCGGGUGGACGCCCAAAACCCGCACCGCCAGGCGGUCUUCAGUGAGGUAACCCCCUUCUCCAGAAGGGUGAUGUCUUGUCCUCUCCCGGACAACUUCAAGACCCCACAGAUCAAGGCGUACAAUGGGACGACCGAUCCCCAAGACCAUCUCGUUCGCUUCGGGGCGAACGUGGUUAUGUACGCCUACCCCGAAGAGAUCAAAUGCCGAAGCUUCCUAGAAACGCUGGAAGGGCAGGCAUGCGAGUGGUUCCAUAAGUUGCCCAAAGGAUCGAUUGACAAGUGGAGCGACCUGGCCCACAAAUUCCUGGAGCACUUUGUGUCCAGCCAAAGACAGAAGCUCCCCUUCUCACACUUGCUUAACGUGAAGAUCCGGAAGGGGAAGCAGCUCCGGGAAUUCAUCAAUAGAUGGGAGAAGGAAGCUAGGGACGUCCAAGGGGCGGAUGACUAGGCCUUGAUUGCGAUGCUCGAGGCGGCACUCCCCCAAGGGGAUGUGCGCAAGGAGCUGCGACGAAAUCUACUCCCCACCUAUCAAGAAAUGCUAGCCAGAGCGAAAUACUUGGCGAUGGAGGAAGAAGAUGACGAGCCGCCCGUCCAGAAGGAGAAGAAAAGCGGAUAGCCCGC